Molecule: messenger RNA, 5844 nt
Organism: Strongylocentrotus purpuratus (purple sea urchin)
Lineage: Eukaryota; Metazoa; Echinodermata; Echinoidea; Camarodonta; Strongylocentrotidae
Gene: clspn
Product: claspin
Exons: 22
Coding region: 157-4542 (1461 amino acids)
Biological process (GO): mitotic DNA replication checkpoint signaling; activation of protein kinase activity; mitotic G2 DNA damage checkpoint signaling
Molecular function (GO): anaphase-promoting complex binding
Source: RefSeq, a predicted model, not a curated record
UUAGCGCGAAAACAUAAAAUAAAAUAUCGACGACAACGGAUCGAGCAUCCGAGUUUCUGUGACAAUCCUCCUAGAUAAUCUACUGUUUUAUCACCAAUUGUAUGAGUGAAGCAACAAAGUUAUUCUUUGAGCCAGAUUACAGUUUCAGAAAUAACCAUGCUUGGUGUGGAAACAGCCUCCACAAUGCGGGCAACGGACCCGUUGAUGAAUUCCGACCUGUUUGAUGCAGACGAUGAUGAAAGUGAUGAGGAGGUAUUCAGGAGCAUGAAAUCCAAACAGAAGAGACCGACUAAAUCUCAGCGGCUUAUCCUGAGUGAUGAUGAAGAUGAAGAGAGAUCCCCAAGUCUUUUAGAUCAAGGAAAGUCUCAGUCUGACGGUGAAGAAAGUGAUGAAGAUCAUGGAAGAAACAAGCAAGAAAUAAUGAAUGAUGAUGAUGAUGACGGCAGUAACGAUGACAGUGAUAAUGACAAACCUAAACAAAGAAAGAAUAUUCAGAGGUCUAUAGGAAGUAGUGAUGAUAGUGAUGAUGACCUGAGCAAUGAUCACAAUAAGCCCAAAGAAAGAAAGAAGAUCCGUAAGCCUGUAGAAAGUAGUGAUGAUAGUGACGAUGACCUGAGCAAUGAUGACGAUGACGAUAAGCCCAAAGAAAGAAAGAAGAUUCGUAAGCCUGUAGAAAGCAGUGAUGAUAGUGAUGAUGACCUGAGCAAUGGUGACGACGACGAUAAGCCCAAAGAAAGAAAGAAGAUUCGUAAGCCUGUAGAAAGCAGUGAUGAUAGUGAUGAUGAUAGCAGUAACGAUGACAGUGAUAAUGACAAACCUAAAGAAAAGAAAAGUCGAAGGCCUGUAAGAAGCAGUGAUGAUAGUGAUGAAGAUGAUAGCAGUGAUGAAGAAGAAAUAGCAUUUCAGUUGACACCACCACCACAAGAUCCUGAAGCAGAUGGAGAUAAGAGGUCCAUGAGAAGGAAAAGAAUCAAUAAGGAUGAACUUCAGCAAAUACACAGUGAAACUCAACGAAUUGUCAGAGAGUCUACAAUUCGCAUUCCCUACCACCGCCCUACACCUCUGAGCUUGGAUGAAUUAUUCAGCAAGAAGCCUUCUCUCACUACAUUAAGACCUAUGGGAGGUAGAGUCCCAAGAAUUCAUGGGAAAGAGUUGCUGAACACCUCAACAGAGCAAGAAAAAGGACAAGAGAGUCGCAAGGAAGAAACUGAUGAACUGCCUGAUCUCCUAUCAUCACAAGUGCAAGAUGGUCCUGAAAACAAAGUCUCUUGUGAAGAGAAUCCAGAGUGCUCUUCUGAAAACGUCCAGGCAGAAGACAAACCAAGUGAAACAGAGACAGACAAUGUUACAAUGGUGAAUGAGGCUACUGAUGAUGCAUUGCUACAGGAUGCACCCAAGGAAAGUAGUCGUCAUAGUCCAGUAGCUGAUGGAAUAUCAGCACAAUCUCCAACAUCAUCAUCAUCAUCAUCGCAGUCAAAUCAAAAAGAGCUUUCUCCACAAAACCCAUCACAAGACUCUCCCAAGGAAUCCUUACCUAGGACUUCCCAGCAGCCUCUGACGGAAGACAAGGCUCCGAUAUUCAAGACUCCCCCUCCUACUACCUCUACACAGCCUGAUCCGAUGUCCUCACAGGCAAGGCGCAUGAAACGUCUGCAAGACUCUCUCAUCAGAUUAAAAGGGGUGCAACCCAAGCUUAGUGGUGGACCUAAGAUUACCAUCGAUUUAGAGGAAGGAGGGGAGCCUUCGGCAGAAGAGAAGGGUGUUGUCAAGUUGAAGAAUAGAUUUGUGCAGCACACCAAACACAUCAAGGUGACACAUCAGAAAGACGUUCAAGUCAAUAUUGUGACCAAAGAGAAAGGAGAAGAUGGAAAAGAAGAUUUGAAACAUCAGACCUUUACUGUAGGAUUGGAUAAACAACCAGAGCAAAUAGAUCCUUCAUUAAAUGUCCCAGGUGCUAAGCUAUGUCACCUGAAGCAGAACUUACAGGCCACCAUGAGAGUGAAGAGAGAGCAAGAGAGACUGAAGAGACGGGAGGCCUAUAAGCUGGAUAAUGAAGAAGGCUUUGGAGGAGAAGAGGAUGAAGAUGAGGCAGAGUUGACUGAUGGAAGUGAGACGGAGGGGGAGGAGGAGAGAGGGAUGAUAGGCCAUGAAGAUGAAGAUGCAGACUAUGAGCCUGGCAAUGAGUUCCUUGAUGAUGAGGCCGAAAGUGACGACGACGAUGGCAAUGAGAUGGGAGAUGAAAUGGACGAUGAAGAAGAAGAAGAAGAGAGUACUGUCAUCAAGAAGCUCAAAAAAAAGUCGCGAUCACUUGAGAAGGAGACUACUUUGAUCGAUAGUGAUGAGGAGAUUACUCCAAGCCGGAGGAAAGGAAGCAAGAGGAGAGCCACGGUGGUCGAUGACGUCGAAGAUGGUGGUGAUGAGGAGAAAGGAAUAUCUCUUCGUCUGGACUCAACAGGAACUGAGGAUACUGAUACUGAAAUUAGUGAUGUCUUGCAAGAUUCUAGUCGAUUUAACUCAGUGCGUACACCCAGGACUCCUUCAGCGUUGGAUCAGUGUAGUAAGACUAUGGAGAUGUAUGAUAGCGCUACCAACUCGACUGUCAGUGACUUUCAGGUCCCUAUAAGCAGAGUAGACUCCAGUAGUAAGAAAGUUGCAUGGAGUGCCAGCAAAGAUACAGAUUCAAGCAAAGACAGUAUGAGCUUUGUUCUGCCGGCUCCUGUACGCCAAGACAGCAGCUCUAAUAGCCUGGAUACGAGCUUCGAAGCGAUGACAUCAUUGAUACCAGCUCAUCAACCACAGGGAGGAAUGACCAAAUCGGGAAGAGCCAGUGUAGAUUCCACUAAAGGGGAAACCUUCACUCCGUUUUCCAGACAUCAAUCUGUACUCGUUAAUAGCACAUCUAAGACCGUCUCACGUAAUGAACUGACUCUACCGGUAGAAGACUCUCAGGAUCUAUUCCGUGAGGACUAUCCUCGUCUGCCAACCAUCGCAGACUCCCAGCAGGUCACAGAGUCCCAGAGCUUCCAUUUCUCAUUCGAAGAUGAGACUCAAACACAAUUCCUAGAUGAGAAUGGACUUCUAAACUUGAAACCAUCAACAUCAUCUAAGAAGAAGACCAUGUUUGAAGAUACCCAAACUCACAGUGCCGAAAGCCAAUCCAGUAUGGAUGAACUAUUGGGUCUGUGCUCUGGACAGUUCGCUGCUACACAAGGCCAAGAUGAUGUGACAGCUCAAAAGCCAGGACCAUUCUCACAAGUAUCUCAGAGAGCUGGUACUCAAGCCAACAUGGAUGAACUACUUAACCUUUGUUCAGGCACAUUCACAGAGAUGGAAUCUAAAUCUCAGAUCACAUCAACCAGGAAGGUGGAAGAGAAAGAUGAGAAGGAGGAUGACGACCAUCUAUCGUUUCACAUCGCUUCAGACCACGAUGGACCAGACAGCGAUGACGAUGUCGACAAGGGAUUCAGCAGUGAUGAGGAGGACGUUGCUCCAAAGAAGAGGCGCAGGAUCAUCCAGCAGGAGAGCGAUGAUGAAGAGGAGGAGGAGGAGGAGGAGGAGGGGGCGGAGAAGGGAGAGGAAGAGUCUGAUUUGGAUAGCGAGUUUGAAUUUAACAGGGACCUCAAAGGCUUUAAAGGAAAGACGUAUAGCAAGAAACUGAACCUAGCAAACUUUGUUGAGGAUGAGGCUGAGUUAUCUGGCAGUGAGGCUGAUAGCGACGAGAACUACGAUGCAGAGGAUGACGAUGAGGAGAUUGAAGGCAUCAUCAACGAGGAAGUAGGAGAUGAAGAUGAGCUCAGGGAUCAGGUCAACAAAGUUCACUUGAAGACUGUGGAUGACGAUGAUGCACGCAGACUACGAAUCCUUAAAGAGAUGUACCUCCCUGAUGGAGACUUGCAUUCGGAUAAUAAGGGAAGAACACGCAAGUUUAGAUGGCGACAUAUGGAUUCCCAGAUGGACAUGUUCAGACCUGGUUCAGAUGGAGAAGAGGAUGAAGAAGAUGGUCAGGAUCAAGACAGUCAAUGGAGAUUGAUGAGAUACCAGAGAGAACAAUGGUUGAAAGAAAAUGAGGAGAAGACUGACGCUGUGACUCCAGACAUUGUUACGUCAUCAUUAGAUGAGAAGAGUCAGUUUGCUAAGUGUCUGAAGGCGGCGACUUUCAAGAAACCUCAGGUGGAUACAUCAACUCAAGAUGUGGAAGAAAAGGAAUUGAAGAAGGAUUCAAAGAUUGCACCUACCAAACCUCUGAAUAUCAUGAAUAAGAGAGGGUCGUUCCUGUCUCGUAGUAAGAAUGACCUGGCCAAGAUGGCGUCCAUGUUGAAGCCAGUCGCUAAUCCUCAGGGACCCAGGAGCACUCGUAACUUUGUAUUUCAGUCAGCAGAAUCUUCCUUUGGAGAGGAGAGCAUUGUAGAGCCUCCUAAGGUGAAACGAUCUGCCAGUGUAUCCGGCCCAUCAACGACUCCUUCAGGUCCUCGGCCCAAGAGACCUAGACUAGAGCGCAGUCAGAGUCAGUUCACAUCAAACAGUGUAUUCAGACACUUCUAACAUCAAGUCUACAAUUAGUGAUCGUUGUGAAGUCUCAAGCACAGCACACAACGAUGAUAUGUUGACACUUGAAAAUCUCUUUUAUUCCUUCUUCUUUCUUCUGCUUCUUUCUUUUUCUUCUUCUUUGGUGUAGUCAGUUUCCUUCAACCCUGAAAAUUCUUGCAGAACAUUGAUAAAGUGUGUGUCAGAAGGGUAGGGUUCCGUCAUGAGACACAGAUAUAUUUCUUUGUAAGCCAGAUUAAUGUAGUGGUUAUUAAAGAUCUUUUACAAUGAGUUCUGAUCCCUUGUCUCAUACUAAACAAUAUCUCCUACAAAGAACUAAAUGUUCAUUUUCAGACCCAGGUUUCUUUGCUUUUUCAUAAGUCUUUAAAGUAUAUUCAUAUUUCUAUUAUAUUUCUUACAAAGUGGUUCACUAAAGAUUACAAUAAAUAUUUUAUUUUUGGUGAUGGUGUCUCACAUCAUUAGGCAGAGGCUUCAGGUGCUUUAUCAAAGUAUAAUCCCAUUUACCAGAAAUUUUAUUUUAUUAGCAUUUCAGGGGACUUAUGCAUAACAAAUUUGUCAUUAACUCCUUAAAUUAAGAUGAUUAUCACUUUUACUAUAAAAAUUGCAUAUUUUAAGAAAAUUUGCUUUUAAUCACAAAUCUGUGGCUCAGGGACCCCUGGGUCUGUUUAAAUACCCAGGGGACUUAAUUUAAGCUGCCGGUAGAGUGAUAGAACAAAAAAACACAUCGAGUUUCAUGGGAGACCUCAACAACUCUUUAAAAAAAUUCAUUUCCGAGACGAGAAGAAAAAUAUUCUUUAAUAUAGCCAUUUUGUAGAAGAGAUGUACUGGAAUGUAACUUCUGCAAAGUUUCAACAAGCAUGGAUGAAUAGCUCAUGGACUAUGUACAUACCCCCCCCCCUGAAAAAAUGUCUUAUUAUUAUCAUAUUGCUGGCAUUUUCAUCUGCAAUAAUGUUACUUUUAUCAAGAAACUUUCCGUGUAAAUUAAGGUACCUUUCCUGGUAUAAGGAAGCUCAGUUUAAGAAAUUUCCUGAGGGAAGUAUAAGAUUUUCUCAGGCAGGGCAUUUAUAUUUCAAAUGGGAGCUUGCUACGGGUUCAUUCAUGCUCGUGUUCACUGCUAAUAUGAACAUAGAACCUGUGCAGUUGUACAUAUAUGUACCAUAGAAAACAUCAAUUUAAAAAAAAUCCUGAUGGUUAUAUUUUAGCUCGUAAAUAUAUUUAUAGAUGUUGAUGAUGAGAUUACUAAAAUGUGAAUGAUGUGUCAUGGUGGUGAUUUUGAUUAAAUAGUAAAUAUGAAAAGUA